UGCUAUUUGAUCCUGACCUGAUAUUAAACCUGGCAGUGUUUACUCAAGGAGGUGGUACCAUUCUUAUAUAAAGCAGCACAGGAACAAACUUGAAAAUCCUAUGUCUGUCACCUUUUCAAGGGAGCCAUUGCAGGUCAGAGACAUGAUGCCUGCCCCUGGUGACCCGUAUCAGAAGCUACAGCCAGGCAGGCAAACCAAGGGGAGGGCUGGAAGCCUUCAUAACCCCCAGAAAUUUAAGAAUCAGGACUUUACCCAACUGAGAGACUACUGCCUGAGACGACGCCUGCUGUUUGAAGAUGAGACCUUCCCAGCACAUGUCAGUUCCAUUGGUUUCAGUCUGCUUUCCGAAGACAAGCUGAGCCACAUACAGUGGAAACGACCAACCAUGAUAGAGAGAAAUCCCCAUUUAAUCAUGGAUGGUGCUAGCAGAUUUGAUAUUCUUCAAGGAGAAGAAAUAGGCGAUUGCUGGGUUCUGGCUGCCCUGGGAUCUUUGACAUUACAGAGGCAAUUUCUGGAAAAUGUUCUGCCAAAGGACCAAGGAUUCCAUCACAGUUAUGCUGGGAUUUUUCAUUUCCGGUUCUGGCAUUUUGGAGACUGGGUGGAUGUGGUGAUAGAUGAUCGGCUGCCUUUUCUCAAGGGGAAAUACCUGUCUGUCAGACCUCGCUGCAAAAAUGAAUUCUGGCCAUCCCUGCUAGAGAAAGCAUAUGCCAAGUUGCGAGGCUCCUAUCAGAACUUGCACUUGGGUUACAUUUCCGAAGCACUAGUGGACUUGACGGGUGGAGUUCAAGUGCAAUUUUCUUUACAGAGCCCUCCUUCUGAUCUGCAGGAGAUACUGAAAGCAGCUGUGAAAUCACAAUGCCUGAUGGGAUGUGCCACACCAGGAAAGCCAUCAACUGGGGACCCAGAGCCAAAGAAUGGACUUGUGAGAGGCCAUGCCUAUACUGUGACAGGGGCUGAAGAAAUACCAUACCAGUACAGCCAGGAGGAGAUCAUCAGAGUGUGGAAUCCUUGGGGCCACCGGGAGUGGAAAGGGCCUUGGAGUGAUCGUUCUCCGGAAUGGGAUCAAAUUCCAGCUGAAUAUAAGAAAGCACUCUGUGAAGAUAAAGACGAUGGAGAAUUCUGGAUCUCUCGUCGAGAUUUCGUCAAGCAGUUUUUCUCACUGUGUAUUUGCAAUGUCGUCCCAUCAUUUCUGGACUUUGGAGAUAAGUGUGCUACAACAUGGGCCAUGACCGCAUAUGUAAACCAAUGGGUUCGAGGACUCACUGCAGGUGGUAGCAACUAUUCUAAUGGUGCAUUUUCAAGGAACCCACAAUAUUUCAUCCAGAUAGAGGAGCCUGCCCUGAAAAACUAUAAUGUGGUGGUGUCACUGAUGCAAAAGCCUGUCAAUAAUAUGCCACAAUCACAAAAAUUGCUCAUUGGAUUUUUCAUCUUCAGGGUUGAACCCGAGUUCCAGGACCUGAGGGACAGAUUGCCAGCUGCAUUUUUCUUUCGGCAUAAACCUCAAGUUCAGAAAUAUGAUUUCAACGGGCAGACCCGAGAUGUCACCGAUUGCUUUUUCUUGAGUCCAGGGAUCUAUGUUGUUGUUCCAGUCACAUCAGAGGAAGGCCAAGAGGCUGAAUUCCUUCUACGAAUCUUCCUAAAGAGCCAAGACUACACCAAAGACCAGAAAAACAGGCUCGGCCCAGUGAUGCCAAAGGACCCGCAUGUACUCAAGCAGAGUCAAAACAUCUCCUUGGAAAACAUCUUCUUCGGAUAUGCUAAGCAGGACUCAGACAUGAAUGCUUCACAGCUGCAAAGGCUCCUCAAUGAAGUGUUCCUGAAAGAUCAAACAGCCAGACCGGGCGGAGAAUUCGGCUUUGAUUCAUGCAGAGGCAUUUUAGCUCUGAUGGAUCUCAAGUCUAAUGGACGACUAUCCCUGAAAGAAUUUAAGCACCUCUGGAAACUGCUUGUUAAGUACAAGGACAUUUUCAGGAUGGAGGAGAGAACGCAUGCGGGAUUCCUUGACGUGUCAGAUUUCAGGAAUGCAGUACAGAGAGCAGGCCUGGCUGUCAAUGACCAGCUCUUCCAUCUGAUGGCUCUGAGGUACAGUGACUCCUCCAUGAGAGUUUCCUUCCCUGAUUUUGCAUGCUGCAUGAUCCGGUUUGAAACUAUGGCAAGUGUAUUUCGUAAUUUAUCAAAGGAUGGAAAGAUUUCCUUUUCUGCAACAGAGUGGAUGAUUAUUACCAUGUAUUGCUAAGAUGGCGAUAUGGGCCUACAUUGCUGCAUGUGUCUAUCCAGAGUGGGACAGGGUCCAUCCCCUGCUGAGGACCCCGGGAAGGGGCCACUGCUUUACUCGCCCUCCCCCGUCACUUCCCAGAAGUCUGUGGCCUCAGGAAAAGGCCCCGAUGAACACAUCUGAGAUAAGCUGGUUUAGAGACACCCCGUGGAUGACCAUGGGAGAAGAGAAUGGUGCCUAAGUGCCACAGAAAUUGAAAGGUGAUUCUGAGUGUGAUUCUUGUGCGCGUGUUUUCUCAGCAGGCUUUGCUGUAUUGCAAUGCUCUAUGAAGGGGAGACAAAUAGAACUAUGGGGUUUUUUAAUUGUUUUCAUAAGGCUUAAGAAAUUACCCUCUGGCUGCCUAUGUCCUCUAAGAGGCCUUUCCUCCCCACUCUGCGCAGCUUAUAUGCUUCUUGAUGCGAUGAAGCCUAAGUGCCUUUCAUACAAGAAUAAACGUGGCAUUCAGCAAGCCAAGCAGUGCUGGUUGAUGAGCUGGGAUUUCUUGGACCAAUAACACAUGGCUACCGGUAUUUGUGUUUCUGGACAAGGACUCCUCCUUUGGCAAGCUGGACUUCAUCUGAAGAAGUAGGGAAGCCCAUGGAAGAAGACAAUAAAGCCUUAGGAAGAAUAGAUUUGCUCCCAUUUUAUUCCUGUAUAAGGGAUGUUUGGAAGUAUUGUCUGUGAGCGAUCUCCCAGCCUCAUGCAGAACAGCAUUCCUGAUCAGCCUCACAAGCUGGCGUAAAUCAGGAUUAACUCCAUGUACACUACUGUAAAGCAAUUAUAAAUAAUUACUGACUCAGGUCCUAUAUUUUUAAAGAGAGUUCCUGGAUUAAUAUGUUUGUGUAUAAGCAGAAUAUUACUGGAUCUUUGUUAUACUUUUGCUGUGAGGAAAUGCAAA
Pelodiscus sinensis (Chinese soft-shelled turtle) is the source of this 3152-nucleotide messenger RNA. Lineage: Eukaryota; Metazoa; Chordata; Testudines; Trionychidae. The record is from RefSeq and is a predicted model, not a curated record.